GACUGAGGUGGCACGACAUUUGAUGGAGGCGGCCGCCUUCAAUUUCUCUAUGCAGGAAAAACCCUGUCUGUUGGUUACCUGAGAAGACAGACAGCACUAGAUCAUCUCAGAUCCGUUUGCCACAAAAAUUGAAAGGCGAGUGCUCCAGCAUCAAUUAGAGCACAGACUCUGUCCUCCUGUAUGUCAAAGACGCCGUUGACAGCAGAAAGAAAGCAAUUCAUCUUUGAUUUUCUGAAGACCCUCAUUGAAGCGGACAUCCCUCUUGAAAAAACUUCUAAAUUCUCGUCAUUUUUUCAAAGGAUUGCAAACAGGGAGGGGCAAUUCCAGGUCCAUCUCAUUUACGCUCUGACUAUCUUCCACAAUUAUUUCCUCAGUAUUUGGAGAACAUCAAGCAGGCUGUACAUGGAAGCCCUGUGUAUGUAAUUGCAGAUGAAACAACAGAUGCUUGUGGCUGUUGUGUCCUCGCUAUUCUCCUCCAGCCAGUGGGCAAACGACCUCUUGCAGCAGAUAUAGUUUUUUUUAGAUAAGGUUAAUUUCAGCACCGUUUCGCAGGCUGUCAUCUCCUGUCUUAACUCCAACAACAUCAGCUUUAAUGAUGUAUGUGCUUUUGUCACAGAUUCUGCAAGUUACAUGAAAAAAGCUUUUUACACAAUUCUCUGUGGACUCUUUCCCAAUGCCAAACACAUGACUUGUCUGGCACACCUGCUGCAGUUAGUUUUAGAAGUGUUUCCAGACACCUUUGGAGAACUCAAUCGGAUGUGUGGUUUGGUGAAACGAGUUUUCUGCCAGGCACCCAGAUGUCGUCUUGAAUAGAGGGACUUCAUGAUGCAGCAGGGCCUGUCUCCUCUCAUGCCAGUGUUUGCUGUCCAGACUAGAUGGGGAUCCUAGAUAAAAGCGAUUCAAUACCUGGCCGAAAACAUGGAUACCUUGCAUGACUUCAUAGCAACACUGCCACUGUCCUCCAAAGCUGUGCGGGACCUUAAAGAUCUGUUGGAGGAGAGCAGAAAGCUUCUGAAAGUCCAGGCCACCUUCAUUGUUGAGCACAGCUCUGAUAUACUUGCCACCUUCACCAAACUGGAAGAAACCUCCAGACCCGUGGCUGCUACCAUCUAUAGUCAGCUGGAGUACCUCAGCAUGCUAUUUGAGUAUGGGUCCACCGCAGAGGCUGAGGACUGGCGUCCUCGCACUAGAGAUCAACUGAAGGAGUUAAAUGACGAAGAGUGGCACACUUGUUCACAGCUGUUUAAGGAAGCAAUGGCAGAAUGUUCCAUAAAGUUACAGGCUGUGAUGGACAGACAUCCUUGCAUUGAACUACUCAAAGCCCUCCCAAUCUUUGAUCCAGCCAAGGUCUCUGGUUUCAAAUCUGAAAUUAAAGAUUAUAGCGAAAUUGUUCCUGCUUUGAGCAAAGUGUCUGCAGAAGAGUGGCAUUGUUACAUUUAUAUGGACAAAAGUGAUGCAGGAGAAGUUAGCGCAGUAGAGUGGUGGGCUGCUAGGGAAGACAGAAUGCCAGCACUUGCCUCACUGGCUGCAAUGUACCUUCAUCUCCCUACUACUUCAGUUGAUGUUGAGAGACUUUUUUCUCUCUGUUCUUCACUUCUAACACAGCACAGAUGCAGUCUAACUGAGGACAAUAUUAAAAUGAUGCUGAUUGCCAAGUUCAACACCAGGGAUCAUAAAUCAGCUCCAAACCCCAUAAUUGUUUCUGCUGGGUCACUUGUUUUCUUAUGUUUAUCAGACUGUUCUGUAAUUAACUGAUUGUCACACCAGCCAGUACUUAUUUAUUGUCUUAAAUAUGUAAUUGUUAUUUAUAAUUGUACAAUAGAUUUUAUAUCAAUACGGAGUAUUUUCUGCGUCUUUUUGUGAUAUGUAAUGUACCUUUAUCUCUGUAUUACUUCAGUAGAUGUUGAGAGAGUUUUUUUCCUCUAUGAUUCUGAUUGCAAAGUUGAACACUAGAGAUUAUGAAUGAUAAUAAAUGAUUAUA
Triplophysa rosa is the source of this 1981-nucleotide messenger RNA. RefSeq lists its product as uncharacterized. The coding region runs from base 919 to 1755 and encodes 278 amino acids. The record is from RefSeq and is a predicted model, not a curated record. The transcript has 2 exons. NCBI's taxonomy places the organism in Eukaryota, Metazoa, Chordata, Actinopteri, Cypriniformes, Nemacheilidae. Gene Ontology annotation, molecular function: protein dimerization activity.